CCGUUGGUGCCCCUGGGGGAAAUUCGUGAGUUGCUGGAGGUCCUGAGUCCUGGACCCGCUCCUCAGAAGCUUCGCCCGCGAGGGAGGAAAAACAGAGCCGGGGCGGGACUCACUGCUCCUUGAAGGGAAGGACACCGACAGGCUCCCUGAGCAGUUCUGAGUCCCAGGACGGUGGGGUCCACCAGGGGAUGGCAGGCAUGUUGUGGAAGCUGCCGCUGAGAUCCCAGCCUUGCAGGCUGUGUUCGUGUAGAAAGAUGCUGUCAGCCCCCAGACACAGACCUUUUGUAGCACGCUUCACCUGCACAACUGACAAUCAGUCAAACAAAGAAAAUGAAAGGACAGUAGAAAAGCUCUAUAAAUUUUCAGUUGACAUCAGGAAAAUUCGCAGAUUAAAAGGAUGGGUACUGUUGGAGGACGAAACCUAUGUUGAAGAAAUUGCAACUAUUUUACAACAACUAGGUGCCGACGAGACUGCCGUGGCCAGUGUUCUGGAACGCUGCCCAGAAGCAGUUGUCUGCAGUCCAGCCGCUGUUCACGUCCAGAGGGAACUCUGGCAAUCGGUCUGCAAAAGCAAGGAAGAGUUAGUCAAGUUAAUAGAACAGUUUCCAGAGUCCUUCUUUACCAUUAAAGACCAGGAAAACCAGAAACAGAACGUUCAGUUCUUUCAAGAGUUGGGACUCAAAAAUGUGGUCAUUAGCAGAUUUUUGACAACUGCCUCUAGUAUUUUUCAUAAUCCUGUCGAGAAAAAUAAGCAAAUGAUAAGGAUUCUCCAAGAGAGUUACCUAAAUCUAGGUGGCUCUGAAGCCAACAUGAAAGUUUGGCUACUAAAAUUAUUAAGCCAGAACCCAUUUAUUUUGUUAAAUUCUUCUGCGGCUAUACAGGAAACACUAGAGUUUCUCCAGGAGCAGGGUUUCACAGACUUUGAAAUUCUCCAACUUCUGUCCAAACUGAAAGGGUUUCUUUUUCAACUUAGCCCAAGAAGUAUACAGCACAGUAUUUCCUUCUCUAAAAGUGCUUUUCAUUGCACAGAUCAUGACCUGAAGCAAUUAGUGUUGAAAUGUCCUGCCCUUUUAUAUUAUUCUGUCCCUGUUUUGGAAGAGAGAAUCCAGGUAUUGUUGAAAGAGGGCAUUUCCAUAGCUCAGAUAAGAGAGACCCCAAUGGUUCUUGAAUUAACCCCACAGAUAGUGCAGUACAGGAUAAGGAAACUGAAUUCUUUAGGCUACAGAAUAAAGGAUGGAUAUCUAGCCAAUCUAAAUGGAACAAAAAAAGAGUUUGAGGCUAACUUUGGUAAAAUUCAGGCCAAAAAAGGAAGGCCAUUAUUUAACCCUGUGGCACCAUUAAACGUUGAUGAGUGACUUGCUGGCUGGUAUUGCUUCCUUCUGGAGUGCAGAGUGGAACUGAGUAGCAAAGACAUGAUUCACGCCGUUUGUCUGUGUGUCAUUUUAAGAAACUACUGGCUUCCGAGUCUGUGUGUAAAUUACCUGUACAUGGGUUGUACAUGAGUUGGAGGAAGUAAUGUCCAACUCAUUUGCCCUGAGUGUGUGUAAUUAAUCCUCACCUGGAUUAUCCUCAGGGGAUAUGUUUAUUGCUUUUAGACAGAAAGGGAGAGAGAGAAAUAGGGAUCAGUUGCCUCCUGUACCCUGACCAGGGAUCAAACCUGCAACCUAAGUGUGUGCCCUUGAACAGGAAUCGAACCUGCAACCUUUUGGUGCAAGGGGACAUUCCAACCAACUGAACCACCCAGCCAGGGCUCAUUUGCUGUGUUUUAAAAUAUAAGUUGCAUUUAUUUGAAGUAAUGUUGGUAAUUUGACCUGCAGCUAUAUUUUUUGAAAUCCUAUACUAUUCAAUGACACAUCAGUGUGAUAUUUUAUAAGUGAAUCAUUUCUAAGAAACUGACACGUGUACUCCCUUGAUUCAAGGUAUGGUUACAUUUUUUAAAUUGACAUACUACGUUUCAGACUAGCCUUCUUCCUCCCCACCAACCCUGAAACAUCACCCCUGUGGUCUGAAUGCUGUAGUUUAGUGUUAAGUGAAACAUCAGCAAAUUAGUACAUUUUUUAGAGAAGGCUGAUUUUAUCUCCUGGUUGGAAUAAAUGAUUAUCUUUCAGAACCAAGUAUGACUCAUCCAAAAAGAACAGUUAGAACCUACUUCUAUGGUCAGUUUGUUUAAAAUUGAUCCUUUUUAUCUCAUGAAAUGCUUUUAAGUGCAUUCAUUACCUUCCCCGUUAUUGCAGAUGAGGAAAGUGAAGCUUAGAGCAGCCACUCAGCUGCCCAGUGACAGAGCCCAGAUUUACUGUGCUCUGACUUCCUUUCAAACCUCCUGACUAGAAAGACUGCCUAUGAGUUGGCCUAAGAAAAGUCACCCCAACAUGACCUGCCAAAGGAGUGAGUACCAACAAAUUUAGGGAUUUUUAGGGAAACUUCUCUGUAAAAUUCCUUAAAUUUGAAAUGAUUUAAUUUAUAAACAAUUGAAGUAAAUGCAGCAUUAAAAAAAUUUUUUUUCUGAAAAUCCAGGUCUGCCUUUAAAAUGAAACGUGUAUGAUGGUUUUAGUACAUUUCAAAUUUCUAUUUCUAAAUCUUGGGCCAACAUAGAUAUUACCCCACAUAAAGACUGGCCCACUUUCAGCUGUGGUUUUGAACUUUGUGAAAAUACACAACCAGACAAUUGAAUCUGGUAUCCAAACAUCUGUGUGCAUCGCCUUUUAAGGAAAAAAUUGUGAAAAACGCAGGCCGUGUCUUCAUUCAGCAGCUGCAGGUAACCUCCACUAUCUAAACUCGGUCUGUUCCUUAGGAGAGAGAAAUCUCUGCAGCACCAGCCAAGUGCCCGGCACAUGGUGCUUUGCAGCUCUGAGUUUGGUACCAUUGUUCACAAUUGUACAGAUUAGGAGCCUCAGGCACAGAGAGGGUCAGUUACUUACCCCACGUCACAUGGGAAUGUUUGUUCAAGGGAAGGAGUGGCAGGCAGUCGGUACAGUGGGGGCAGGCAGAGUGGUGCAAGGUAAGAUGAGUGUUACAAGUGCAGCUAAGGAGCACUCUGUGUGGUAGGAGAUCCUUGGAGAAAGUUAGUGUAUGCUUGUUGGCCUGACAUAAUUAUCCGUGGUGCUUGCUUUCUCUGGCAGUUGUCUCAGUUUGAAAUACAUUGAUCACCUCUUAGGUGUCCGUUUGGGGAUGUCUACUAGAUAUGUGAGCAGAGAUGUCAGAGGCAAGUGGCGAAGUCUGAGAAGUCCGGACUGGAAACAGGCAUCAAGCUGUGACUCUUGAUGAGCUUCCCCAUCCUGGAAAGGGCUAACCAGAGGAGGAAAUCUGCCGGGAAAAGAGGGCAUGGUCAGUAAUAUUAAAUGCCCCUGGAGGCGCCAACUAAGGCACGGACGAGAGUGUCUGAUGGAUUCGGCGAGCUGGAAAUCAUUCGUCGGUCCUAUCAGCAGUGAUUCUGGCGGACUGAGAAAGGUACAAAGACGCCUGGAGUAGGUUGAGAGAACAGAUGAAGAGGAAGAAACUAGUUUUUCAAGAAAUUUUGCUGUGAAUUUUUUCUUUAAAGAAAGCAAAUACUAAGACGUGUUUACAUGCUAAUGGGUAUGACCCAAGAGAGAUGGAUGAAGGACGGAAAACUGCAGGAUUAACGUCCUGGAGGAAGCGAAGAUGGGCAGACUGGGUAAGAGCAGGGACACCAGCUCUGGCCCACAGAGCGUGGGAACAGGGGCAAGCAUGUGAUGGAGGGGGUGGUGUGAGAGUUGCCGUCUGACUGGAGGGGAGUAUACACAGCAGGAGAGUUGGGAGGAGGCACUAGGAAGGCAUUUCAAGGAGUAGGAGAGCGCACGCGCAGGAGGGUGCGUAGGGAAGUUUAGCAGAACUGAGGGGCCGUGUGUGCUUUGUGGCAGUUAGUUCAGAAAGAGCCUUGUCAGUACAGCAGCACGUGUGCGAACACGGCCCGAGGCACAGACACCCAGAGGGACUUAAUGGUCUGGGAAGUACAUUUGUAGCUUACUCUAACUUGAAAAAAUUGCGUUAGAAAAAUCUACAGUUGUGGUCAAAAACCCAGUUUAUUUAUUGACUUUAUUUUUCCUAAGAUUAAAUCUUACUCCAUGUUUUCUUUUGAAAGCCUUUGAAUCUGUGCAUUCUUGCAUUCUCAUUUAGGUCUUUCUGUGUGUGAGUGUACUUGAAAAUAUUCAAAAGCAACAACAUAGCAAGAAGAGACUCUUACAUAAAUCACUAGAGUUAAAUUUUACUUUCUGUGCGAAAAAGGCUCUAGUAACAAAAUUAUUUCCUUUAGGUAAUUUAUGUCUAGUUAUACUAAAUUCACUUAUGUGGCAAAAUGUAAUUAUCUGCCCCAGUAAACAUGGUCACCAGGAAGACUCCGUGUUGAAGGCAAGACAGCCUGGAAAAUCCGCGCACAGGCGGCACGCACGCCAAUGCAGAGGGAGGGACUAGUUACUGGGUAGCCCCACUUCCGUUUCCGGGUGUACCCUGGAGGGGUUGUGACUCAGACUCAUUCAAAAGUGAUAUGGGAAAUUCAGCUAACGUUGAGGGUUAGCCUAUUCCGUGUUUGUAGAAAGAGAAUAGGGAUACUUUUCUCAUGUGGAUUAAAUCAAAUCACGUAAGGAUGCCCAGGAAAUACCCACUUUCUACCUUCCUCCAACUGGUUCCCAACCCUUCGAGUCACUUGUGUCCAGUGAGAGGUCUAAGUUGGUUCCACAGCCACUUAAGAGAGAGGGAAGUGCUCUUUGUUAACUUCUCUGUCAGUUUCCAAAUUUUAGAGUACCUGGGAAUCACCAGCAGAGCUGGUUAAACUGUGGUCCUGGGCCCCACCCUGCAGAAAUUCAGCAAGUUGGGGUAAAACCUAGAAAUCUACAUUUUCAAUCUUUAUCUGAGUUAUUUAAAACAUAUUUGCAUUUAUUGU
This is a messenger RNA of Artibeus jamaicensis (Jamaican fruit-eating bat), 4897 nucleotides long. It is a transcript of the gene MTERF2, whose product is annotated as mitochondrial transcription termination factor 2. The record is from RefSeq and is a predicted model, not a curated record. The coding region runs from base 189 to 1355 and encodes 388 amino acids. Gene Ontology annotation, molecular function: double-stranded DNA binding. NCBI's taxonomy places the organism in Eukaryota, Metazoa, Chordata, Mammalia, Chiroptera, Phyllostomidae. Gene Ontology annotation, cellular component: mitochondrial matrix. The transcript is spliced from 2 exons. Gene Ontology annotation, biological process: termination of mitochondrial transcription; regulation of DNA-templated transcription.